AACAAUUUAAGGAGAGCAUUUGCUGCACAUUUCCUGACGAUUUAUAGAUAUAAACCUUUAUAUGUUUGUUAAGUACAAAGCCUAAAAUACUGCUCUCACACAUCAACUUUCCUGAUAGGUGAGCAUCCAGCCCAGGGGAACUUGAGACAGGCCUCUUGAGGGGGAAAAAGAUGAACAGGGACAUCCCCAUCCACAGCUGGCCCGGGUCAUACUACAUCAACAGUGAGAAGCGAUGGGUGAGCGGCACCCUGUCCCUGACCCGGACCACCCUACGCUUCACCCCUGACCAGGGCGAGGGCAGCCUGGCCAGCCUCCGCCUCUCACGCAUCAUGGAGAUCAAGAUGGAGUCAUCAAGCUUCAUUUUCAGCACCCUCACCGUGCUGGAAGAGGGUAACAUCAAACAUUGGUUCGGCUCGCUGCGGCCCAACCGCGUGGUAGUCUACAACGUGCUGGAGCACUUCUGGAGGGAGAGGCUGCUGUCACCCAAUGGAGCCCAGGCAUCUGAGACAAAGCCGGGCAAAGGGAGGGAACUGAUUGGGCUGGUGGCAGGGGCGCAGCGGAGGCUCGAGGACGCAGGAAAAGUGCUGAGCCACCAGGGGGAGCAGUUCGAUAACAUCAUGCAGGGGCUGGACAAGAUCGAGUCUGAUUUGGGCGUGGCAGACAAGCUGCUGUUAGAGCUGGAGUCCCCUCCAUGGUGGCCGUUCGGGAAGAUGCCCUGGAAGAGCCAGCAGGACGCCAAGAGCGAAGAGGCUGCCAGGGCCCAGGCCUCGUCCUCCGGCCCCCAAGGGCCCGGGCGGCAGGGCGUGAUCACCUGCAUCCCGGCCAUCGUCUCCCGGGGCGGGGACUCGGACCUGCGGCCGGGCUCCCUGACGGUGCUGGUGUCCUCGCUGGAGGUGCGGGAGGGCGGCGGGCGGCUCCUGCACCGCUUCGAGCGGGAGGAGGUGGACGACGUGCGCGUGCACAGCCCCUACGAGCUGAGCGUGCGGCAGCGCUUCAUCGGGAAGCCCGACGUGGGCUUCCGGCUGCUCUCCGCCAAGCUCCCCGAGGUGCUCCCCCUGCUGGAGAUGCAGUACAAGAAGAAGGUGGAGUACACCGCUGAUUACGCCGCUUUCCAGACCACGCCCGCCACGUCGCCCUGCGACCCCGACGGCGGCUCAGUGUGGAGCGCAGCAACAGGCUUCAUUCAGCGUUGCCAGGAGACAGAGGUGCCUAUGGAGGUGCCUGCAGGUGACCUGGCCCAGCUGAAGGUGCAAGUACUGCAGCCGACGGUGACAGAUUCAGAGGCUCAGGAGCUGAAGCAGAUGCUGAUGCAGCUGAAGACCCUGGCCCUGGAGGCCGAGACGGAGCUGGAGCGUCAGGAUGAGGCGCUCGACGCCAUCGCCAGUUCUACUGACCAUGCCACCAUGCACAUCGACAAACACACUCGCCGCAUGAGGAAGCUGCUCGCGGCCGCAUGGUCAGUUUCUUCGGCGAGCAGCGUGUCUAACCAGAAGGCCCUUCGAACAGAUUUCCCGGAAACCAGCCCCGCGAGCUUGUGGGAUGGCGUGAGAAUGUGCACGGGUUUCUGUUUGCAAACAUGUUCCAAAACAGUUUGGCUAUCGUCAUGACCGGCUCAAGGCAAAAGUGAAGAGAGAUCUGUUUUGUCUGCGUUUGCAGUGAAUGGAAUAAAAUCCCAGUUCAUCAUAGGAAACAUGUUGCUGGCCACAUAGCUUGUGCUUAGGAAUAAAGAUUGUCACGCUGGGUAAAGUA
Messenger RNA from Anguilla rostrata (American eel), 1749 nucleotides. RefSeq names its product synaptosome associated protein 47 (gene snap47). NCBI's taxonomy places the organism in Eukaryota, Metazoa, Chordata, Actinopteri, Anguilliformes, Anguillidae. Gene Ontology annotation, biological process: exocytosis; synaptic vesicle priming; synaptic vesicle fusion to presynaptic active zone membrane. The record is from RefSeq and is a predicted model, not a curated record. Gene Ontology annotation, cellular component: SNARE complex; plasma membrane. Gene Ontology annotation, molecular function: SNAP receptor activity; syntaxin binding. Bases 171 to 1607 code for a protein of 478 amino acids. The transcript is spliced from 5 exons.